CCAUUUAUUUAACCUGUCAACAAAGUUCAAUAACUCGUUUAGGCCUAAAUCUGUUGGCAAGUUUGGGAUUUCGUAAGCCCAUAAAAGUGACGUAAAUCGCAAAUUUCCUUUUCUAGAUCGCAUUCUAGGUUACUUUUUUCUCCGUGGAUCGUCUCUGCCUUCGUAUUAACCGUACAUAUGAUUUUAAGGCCGUAUUUUAGUUUAAAUCGACGAGAUUCUGGCUCUGACACGUUAAACACGGAAAAUUAACACCUGGACAAGUAAUCUGAACUGUGGAUCUGUCGUUAGAUAAAUGUAAUUAUCACUCGGAUGACUAUAAACAGAAGGAUCAUUUACACUUACAUUUACGCAAAUGUAUCGUUCCUGCUUGAGGUUUGUUGAAAAUAUCGUCAAAAAAGAUAACAAUAAGAAUCAAGUAGAAGUGUAUAAAAACACGGCUAAUAAUAUUUAUCAUGAACGUCAAGUUAAAGAACUGUGCGCUCUUCACGCACUCAACAAUCUCUUCCAAAAUGCCACUGCAUUUAGCAAAGAGAUGUUAGAUGAUAUCUGUCACCAACUUUCUCCAGGAAAUAUUGUCAACCCACACAAAAGUAUGCUCGGUUUGGGAAAUUAUGAUGUGAACGUCAUCAUGAAAGCACUACAGUAUAAACAUUACGAAGCUAUUUGGUUUGAUAAAAGAAGGGAUCCAAGUUGUAUCAAUUUGUCCCAAAUUAAAGGAUUCAUUUUAAACAUUCCAAGUGAAAUGAAAUUUGGUUUUAUUCCUCUUCCAAUAAACCGCAAACAUUGGAUUGCUGUUAGAGAAAUAAGUGGGAUUUAUUACAAUCUAGAUUCAAAACUAGAUUCACCUGUAGUAUUAGGAAAUGAGACCGAACUGUUGACGUAUUUAAGAGAACAAAUAAAUAGCAAAGAACGUGAGAUAUUUGUCGUAGUUAGGCAAGAAUUAACGGAUUCUUGGCGAAAUGACAUCAAACUGGAGUCGAACCGAUCGCUAACUGGAAGUGGCAUUAGCACAACGGUACUCUCGUUAGAACAGGAGACAUAUAAUUAUAUAUUACCGGAUACAGUAGUGACAGCAUUCGUCAGUCCUGCUUCUUCUUUGAAUAAAAAAGACAAGCGCAUUAUGCAACUCAGACAGCCAAAGGCCACAAAUGAAAAAUUAACCAGUUUUUCCUUUUCCGAUACUGAAAGCACUUUAACGUUACAGUGAGAUUUUGAAAUAUUUUUGCUCAGUGCCAGCCAAGCGUCGUUUUUGCUGCUUGUGUCAUCAAUAUCCGUCCUUUGCUGUUGAUUUAGAAGAUUAAAUUUUACAAAUCAACAACAAAUUGUGUAUAAAUAAAUUUUAUAUUUUAAAAGUGCAACGUUUAAUUGCCAAUUGGGAGCCAAGAUGCCGUCUUCUUUUUAUUGCGUUAAAAUUUCCGUAAACUUACUUUUAAGUGAUAGAAACUAGUCGGUGCGAAACGUCUGCAAAUAUAUUUCCAUAUUUUUCUUUGGUCUUUUUGGGCAACAAUAACAAAGACGAGCCAUUCUUUAUAUAUUUUUUUUAUAUAUAUAUAUAUUUGCAUUGUAAUUAUAGGACAUUUGGGAUUUAAAAAUUAAUAUAAAAUGUUUCAUGUUGUAUAUAAGUGUAAUAAACAUUUAUCAUUGAAUAUAUUUACAUAGUCUAUGUAUACUAUAACAGUUAAUACUAAUGUAUUGUUUAUAAACUUUUUUGUUAAAUAAAUUGUCACAAAAUA
Messenger RNA from Centruroides sculpturatus (bark scorpion), 1733 nucleotides. It is a transcript of the gene Josd, whose product is annotated as josephin-1-like. The record is from RefSeq and is a predicted model, not a curated record. The coding region runs from base 353 to 1207 and encodes 284 amino acids. NCBI's taxonomy places the organism in Eukaryota, Metazoa, Arthropoda, Arachnida, Scorpiones, Buthidae. The transcript has 5 exons. Gene Ontology annotation, molecular function: cysteine-type deubiquitinase activity. Gene Ontology annotation, biological process: protein deubiquitination.